UAGUGUACGGGAGCACUCCAUCGAAGAUGUCAAGCAAAAAAAAAACUUUUGAUGGUUAUAUUGGAAUGUGGCCUGAAUUUGCACCUGGAACUCCUGAAGUCAUAUUGAAAUGGGAUUUAGCCCUGUUUAUCACU
Messenger RNA from Racocetra persica, 134 nucleotides. NCBI's taxonomy places the organism in Eukaryota, Fungi, Glomeromycota, Glomeromycetes, Diversisporales, Gigasporaceae. The record is from the annotation of a GenBank genome assembly.